Messenger RNA from Pistacia vera, 588 nucleotides. Its product is annotated as non-functional pseudokinase ZED1-like. Gene Ontology annotation, molecular function: protein serine/threonine kinase activity; ATP binding. The record is from RefSeq and is a predicted model, not a curated record. Bases 1 to 588 code for a protein of 195 amino acids. The transcript has a single exon. Gene Ontology annotation, cellular component: plasma membrane. Gene Ontology annotation, biological process: protein phosphorylation; cell surface receptor signaling pathway. Lineage: Eukaryota; Viridiplantae; Streptophyta; Magnoliopsida; Sapindales; Anacardiaceae.
AUGAGUCACAAAAAUAUUUUGAAGUUGAUUGGAUGUUGUUUAGAGACUCAAGCUCCCAUUAUACCUUUUGAACAUGUGGAGUACGAGACUCUAGCUGAUCGUAUUUAUCGCUCAUGUGAACCACAUUUUGAGCCUUUGUUAUUGACAUAUAGGUUAAAGAUUGCUAUAGAGAUAGCUAAUGCAAUUGCAUAUCUCCAUUCUGGGUUCCCUCGACCCAUUGUUUUUAAACUGAUCAAUCAAUCGACUAUUGUAUUCAAUGAACAAUAUGUUGCCAAAUUGUUUGAUUUUUCAGUCUCCAUGUCCAUUCCAGAAGGUGAAACUCACGUAAAAUAUAAAGCCUCACGUAAGUUUGAAUUUGUUGCACCUGAGUGUGGUUGGACAGGUAAAUUCAAUGAAAAGUUGGAUGUCUAUAGGUUUGGCACAUUGCUGCUUGUGCUUUUGACUGGACGUAAAAUGAUUAAUACUUUUGAAGAUGAAUACUAUUUGGAGGGUCAUGUGAAGAAAUGCAUCGAGCAGAACAUACAUCCCAUAAUUGUUGGUAUUGAACUGUCUCCAGAAAAAGAACAGCUAUUGCUUGCUUUUACUUAG